Molecule: messenger RNA, 2034 nt
Organism: Caenorhabditis bovis
Lineage: Eukaryota; Metazoa; Nematoda; Chromadorea; Rhabditida; Rhabditidae
Source: the annotation of a GenBank genome assembly
AUGUUGAGCGUUUGUCUGCUCGUCGUCGCCGUUUUCGAAUUCCCGCCAACAUUUGCUGAUCUGUGGGCCGAGACCGAACGAAUUUCCGAUCUACAGCAGUGGAGGGCAUUAUGCGGAUACUAUCAGGUCGCCACGGCCUACAUGAAAGACAGUAAUGCAAGGAUUACGGUGUUCGCGCCAGUCGAUGAUGUUUUCACUUAUAAUCCCAAUAUUCGAGCGCUCGAUCAGAAGGAGACUUUAAGUCAUAUUGUUGACUCACAAGUUGUUGAAUUGACGCAAAAUAAGAAAUGGGAGAAGCAGACGCUUAUUCGGUCGACGAUCAACAGCGGAUACAUGUAUGUGACGCAAUUCGAGAACAAUCCUGGCAAUUUUUCAUAUUUUGCCAAUGCGGGAAUGAUGUGCAAUCACGCAUCGAAUCAGUGGGGAAUCAUUUCCGGUGAGCAAUAUUUGUUCAAGAUUUGCACCCCGAUUGGUCAUCGACCAUACCCUGGUACAGCUCUCAGCUUCAUUCGAGAGCAUGACAAUACAGUUUUCGAGGAGCGGCAAUAUAAUAAUCGAGAUUUAUCACAAAUUCGCGAUAUUCUUGAUCGCGUGCCAGAUAUUGCUCUUGUGAUCUACGGAUCAUCAGCCUGGAAUGGUUUCCACACGUUUUUCAUUCCAAACGAUCAAGCUUUUGCAAGGGUAGUUGAUCGUAAUCGCAUAGAUCGUGAAGUUCUUCUAGCCCAUGUGACCAGUACAAACAGAGUUCUUUUCACAUGGCCUUGGCUCUAUGACGGCGGCCAGCAUUAUUACCCUUCAGUUCGUUUCUCUGCAAAUAUCAUUGAAGACAAUUUCAAGCUGAAAUUGGUUAUGCGGAAUAUCACGGAUAGAAGAACUGGAAAAUACGAUUUAUACGCCGUUUCGGAGGUUUAUGAGCGAUAUUCGCAAUUCCGACGCGGUGCGGUUUGGGCGAAAAUUCUGGUGCCCAAUAUUCCGGUCCAAAACGGUGUUGUUCACAUUAUUGAUAAUGUAUUGGGGAUUGUGUCAGAAACUAUUGACAUGUUGGUGUAUCGCAACGAGAAGUGCACAACAUUGAUGAGAUAUAUCAACACGAUCGGUCAAAUCGUCCGAAAUUAUUUUUCCGCUACCGGCGGUCUCGUGACGUUCUUCGCCCCAUGGAACGAAGCGUUUGAUCGAAUUCCGGAACAAAUCGAGCGUCGUCUUCUACGCGAUCGAAUUUGGCUCGAGCAGAUACUCAAAUUGCACAUUGUGCCGGCGAAAGAGUUGACUUCCGAUGAAAUCACCAACGAAACAAUUGUGAAUACGGUAGACAAUAUGCGCCAAUUGUAUUUUAUCAAAGGCGAAUGGCCAACGAACAAUAUCACUUACUAUGUGAUCGGCGGCGGAAUCAAAACAGCGAUAAUGAUGGAGAAUGUGGCGGCGGCGAAUGGAAUUGUGCAUUAUAUUGAAAGAGUUCUUGGUGUUCCGUAUCAGACGCUAUGGGAGAUUAUGAGGAAUGAGACCCGAUUACAAAGCUCAUUCCAAAUGAUGAGCAACUUGCAAUUGAGAUAUGCCAUGGAUCCGUGGCAAGUUUUGACGCCGGAACAGAAUUUUACGUUUUUCGUUCCGGUUAACGAAGCAUGGAAUAAGGUGGCUCCUUCGCUGCUCUCCAGAAUGAACGACGGCAAUCAUUGGCAAGCCUUACAGUACGUAUUCAAGAGGCACGUGCUUCAAGGUCAAGCUCUGAUGUACACCGAUUUACGCGAGCGAACCUAUGUGAUGAUGAACGAUGAGAAAGUGGUGAUCAGACGGCGCGGACGAUAUUUCGAGUUGUAUUGGCCGCGCGGUCAUCGAACCGCCCGUGUCAUCGAAGGCGGCGAAAUCGCCGGAAUCAACGGCUACAUGCACAUGAUUGACAACGUACUCAUCUACGAGCCUGACCUUCGAGCUCAUGCCUGUAGCACGGUGCCUGUGUUCCUCGAGCUCCUCAUCAUGCUCAUUGUGUUGAUGUGGAGGCCCGGCUGGCAUGUGCCGAUAGCGCUAUUCCAUAGAUAA